Messenger RNA from Exophiala spinifera, 969 nucleotides. RefSeq lists its product as uncharacterized. The transcript has 3 exons. Gene Ontology annotation, molecular function: 2 iron, 2 sulfur cluster binding; iron ion binding. The record is from RefSeq and is a predicted model, not a curated record. Bases 1 to 969 code for a protein of 322 amino acids. Lineage: Eukaryota; Fungi; Ascomycota; Eurotiomycetes; Chaetothyriales; Herpotrichiellaceae.
AUGGAACCCACCAAAACCCUCCCGGCGUCAUGGUACACGUCUCAAAACCUCUACAGUCUCGAACAGCGCGCCGUCUUCUACAAGGCGUGGUACCUCGUGGGAGCAGUCCCUCGGUUCGCCGUCGAUCGUGAGGUCGACUAUGAAUUCGCCGGCGUGACGGUGACGGUCCAUCACGACGGCGAAGAGAAUUUCAAAGUCAUGCGAAAGUCGGACGCCCUCGAACUAGAUCACCACCUGACACCGACCGGCCUCCUCUUCACGACAAUCGACCCUUCUGCACCACCGUUCGCAACGUGGUUCCCUCCCUCCCUGCUGGAGUUGUUGUCCGGCUACAACUUCCGCCGGCUCCCGCACCGUCGGUCCAUCAAGUACCCUGGCCGCUUCAACUGGAAGACCAUGGUCGACGGCUACCAGGAGUGUCUGCACUGCCAGUACACGCACCGCACCUUCAGCGUCAAGUACCCGCCGACCUUUUACGAGGUGCACAACCACGGCACCUACAGCCGGCACAUCGCCGACCCGACGAAGCCGGACGACGGCCUGUUUCUGUACUUCUACCCCGUGUGCACGCUGAACCUGUACGGCGGCGGCAUGAGCAGUUUCCGCGUCUGUCCCGGCGACAAGGUAGGCGAGACCCGGAUGGAGUUCGAUUAUUACUUCGACGACGGUAGCGAGGGCGGAGGCAUGGAAGGCUUCGAAGACUAUUUCAAGUUCGUGCGCAAGGUCGCCCUCGAGGAUUUCGAGCUGUGUGAGGUCGCCCAGAGUAAUUUGGAGAGGGGCAUUUAUUCGCAAGGCGUGUUGAAUCAGAGCAAGGAGAGUGGUGUAUUGCAUUAUCAACAACUCACGAGAAAGAUGGUCGUCGAAAAGUUCAAGGAAGAAGAAGCCGAAAAGAACGCACUCACACCAGCGAGUAGCAGAGCUAGUCAUGGCUAUGCCUCAGGACAGGACGAUGUCUCUGUGUCAGCUUGA